AUGAAAAAGAGACGAAGAGGCGAGGUCGGAUCCAAAAAACGAGGCUCAACUGGUGCGCUGCGCUCACCUGGGUACGAUGAGAGCAGCGAUGCAGACGCGGCGACGCCGAUCGUCCGACCCCAGGAGAGCGACGAAGAGAACUCGCACCUCCCGUCGUUUGUGCUAGACUCUAUCUUGAAGGUAUUUUCGACGCACUGCACUCCAAACUACUCCCUACCGUGGCAGAUGCGGAAGCAGGAAUAUUCGACAUCGUCUGGGUUCAUCAUCGACGGAAAUCGCAUUCUAACCAACGCGCACUCUGUGGAGAACUUUACGGUAGUUCGCGUAAAGAAGCGCGGCUCUGCGGAAAAGGUCACUGCGCGUGUCGUCGCUAUCGGCGACGAGUGCGAUAUCGCGCUGCUUACCGUGGACGACCCCACGUUCUUCGAAGAUACAUGCCCGUUAUCGUUAGGAAGUUUGCCUCAGUUGCAGGACCGUGUUACCGUUGUCGGAUACCCGAUAGGGGGUGAAUCGAUCUCAGUGACCGAGGGGGUCGUCUCGCGUAUCGAAAUACAGCAGUAUGCGCACGGCGCUACUGAACUUCUGAGCGUCCAGAUCGAUGCGGCCAUUAACCCGGGGAAUAGCGGCGGGCCCGCUCUUAACGCUCGCCUCGAGUGCAUCGGGAUAGCGUUUCAGAGCCUCAGCGCUCGUGAGGCCGAAAACGUUGGCUACGUCAUACCGACGCCGGUGGUGAAUCACUUUCUAACGGACGUGCAGCGGAACGGCCGGUACACCGGAUUCUGCUCAGCCGGCAUCGAUUGGCAGGCAUUGGAGAACUCAGCACUGCGUCGAUUUCUCGGCAUGGACGCCUCUGAAACCGGGGUUCUCCUGCGUCGCAUUCAUCCGUUAUCAGGUGCUACGGCAGUUUUACAGAAGAACGAUGUCUUGCUCGAAUUCGAAGGAAAUCGGAUCGGGAAUGACGGCACGGUGCAGUUUCGAAAGAAUGAGCGGAUCAACUUCAACUUUCUCGUGAAAGAGAAAUAUGUCGGAGACGAGUGCGAUCUGCGCAUUUUGCGAGGCAAAACACGUCUCGACGUGCGAUACAAAUUGGAUGAGAGCUCUUCUUCCCAGCUUGUGCCCGUGCAUGAAAAACGGCGUCAGCCGGAGUACCUUGUCGUCGCGGGCUUGGUGUUCGUGGUGCUCACCGAGCCGUACCUCCGCAGCGAGUACGGUGAGCGAUUUGAGUUUGAGGCGCCGGUGAAACUUUUGAACAAACUCAUGCACGGUGAGAAAAAAUUCCCGAACGAGCAGGUCGUUAUCCUGUCACAUGUCAUCCAUCAUGAAAUAACGACCGGUUAUCAGUCCCUGAACAAUCUGCAGCUCUUACGCUUUAACGAUAUCGAGGUUCGCAAUCUCGCCCAUUUGGCGGAACUUGUCAGCAAAUUUGAGGGCGUUUUCAUGCGCUUUCACCUGGACUACGAAGAAUUAGUCGUUGUUGAGACCGAGACUUCCCGGCGAUGCACAGCGGAGAUCUUGACGCAGCAUUGUAUUCCCUCGGAUCGAUCGAUUCGGUGUGAAGAGGAGGUUUCCGAGGUCGAUCAGAUUUCCAUGGCCGAAGUGCGCCGCCUCGCUGAACAGAGCGAACGCGCUGAGGCCUCUGCUGCUGCCGAUGUGUCAUCCAAAGCGAAGCAGUCAGACCAGACGAAAGAAGAGCCAACGGAAGAGGCGGAAGCAGAGGGCCGCUCGCCCUCGCGACGGGCACCUCGUCGCGGCCGGCGCACUGGGCUCCGCCACGUCACCGAUGAACCGUAA
This is a messenger RNA of Cyanidioschyzon merolae strain 10D, 1791 nucleotides long. RefSeq names its product DegP protease. Bases 1 to 1791 code for a protein of 596 amino acids. The transcript has a single exon. Gene Ontology annotation, biological process: proteolysis. Gene Ontology annotation, molecular function: serine-type endopeptidase activity; protein binding. The record is from RefSeq and is a predicted model, not a curated record. Lineage: Eukaryota; Rhodophyta; Bangiophyceae; Cyanidiales; Cyanidiaceae.